Molecule: messenger RNA, 3536 nt
Organism: Oncorhynchus mykiss (rainbow trout)
Lineage: Eukaryota; Metazoa; Chordata; Actinopteri; Salmoniformes; Salmonidae
Source: RefSeq, a predicted model, not a curated record
AUGUCAUCGAUACGCGACGACGAGAGAAUGAAGUUUGUUGUCAAUAAUGCCGUUGCCCAAAUCCGACUGUCGGUGGAAUAUUGUAAAUUACUGCCCCUGUUGUGUGCAGGUGACGGGGAUGUUUGUGUGUGCAUGCCCACCGAGGCAGGGAAGUCCCUCUGCUACCAGCUUCCUGCAGUGUUGGCUAAGGGUAUUAUUACCUUGGUCAUAUCCCCUCUUAUCGCUCUCAUCCAGGACCAAGUGGACCACCUAAGGGACCUGAACAUUCCUGCAUGCUCCAUCAACUCCAAGCUCCCUGCAAGGGAGCGCUGUCUGAUCCUGGCCGAUCUGGAGAGUGAGAGCCCCAGGUUGAAGCUGCUUUACAUCACCCCAGAGAUGGUGGCCUCCUCUGCCUUCCAGCCUUGCCUUACAGGCCUGCUCUCCCGGAGCCUCCUCUCCUACCUGGCUGUGGACGAGGCUCACUGUGUCUCCCAGUGGGGGCAUGACUUCAGACCAGACUAACUCAAACUGGGCAGUCUGCGUGCCUGUCUGCCCGGGGUACCCUGCGUGGCGCUGACAGCCACGGCACCCCAGAAGGUGCAGGAGGACAUAGCAAAGUCCCUGAGGCUGCGAUCACCGCUGUCCUUUGCCACACCUGUGUUUCGCAGUAACCUGCAUUAUGAGGGUGUACUGGAGAACCCCUACAAGCACCUGCAUGCCUUCAUCAGGGAGGCCCUGACCAUGGGGGAAUGCCCCAAAGGACAGGGUUGUGGAAUUGUGUACUGUCGGACCAGAGAAGGCUGUGAGAUGGUGGCUUACCAACUGACUAAGCUGGGAGUCCAAGCCUUACCAUGCAGGCAAAGCGUGGCUCCGAGAAAGAUCAGGACAAGGCUUCCAUCACAGACUUCGAGGCCAUGGUGUCAUUCUGUGAGCAAGAGGGCUGCCGCCCUGCCACCAUCUCCAAGUUCUUUGGGGACCAGAAGCCAGACUGUGCGGGGGCCUGUGACUACUGUCGUGACCCCAAGGCUGUGCGGGCCCAGCUGGAGAAGGGGGCUACUUUGUGCACCAAGACUGGAGCAGCUCGGAGCACACAGCCCAGGGGCCCGUGACCGUGACCUCUACGCCAGGGGGAGGAAGGGCUACGGCUUUGAGAGGCAUGAUGAGGAGGGCUGGGAGAGUGGAGGUGAUGAUGAUGAUGAUGGCUCCGAGCAUCGGAGGAAAGAGUUUGGAGAUCUCUUCAAGAAACAAAUGAACCUGCGCAAGAUGAUAACUGCCCACUCAGGGAGGCCAGCAGCCAGAAAAUCCCCAGGCUCACUGUCAAGCUCUGACACACUCUCCUUGGCAGUGGAUAUUGAACAUGAGGUCUUCAAGAUCACCAAGUCUUCCAACCUGUACAAAGCAGCUGUCCUGAAGAGAGUAUCAGAGAUGAAGAAGGGAGGGGCUGCCUCUGCAGGAGGAGGAAGAGAAAGGACCAGUGGCUCUGAGGAAUCCACAGAGAUAAAGACUGAAUCCAAAGACGAAGCAGCCUCCUCUUCCUCCUUGACUGAGGAGCAGCAGGGCUUCAUGCCUGCCUCACAGAUCUACUCACUAAAGCGGAAGAGAAUAGGAGCAGGUCUGAGGGGCUCCUCCAACCCCUUCCAGACUGCCAGUGAGCUGCUGAGGGCCUCUAACUGUGUGGGCUCCACUACAGGUCCAGGGGCAAACAGGGGGACAGGGAGCGGGGGCCCUGACUGCCUGGCUGGGUCCGGAGAGUCAGCCGGUGAGGAGGAGAGGGGGAAGAGGAAGGAGACAAAGACUGGAGAUACAGCACCAACCAUCAGCUCCUCCAUCAGAGCUAAAGCCAGUGCAGUCUCUGCCUUCCUGAACAGUCCCACCAAGACAGGAGGCAAGGCCCUGAGCAAGAAGCAGAAGCUAGCAGAGGCUGCUAAGAACUCCCGCAACAUUACCCAGUACUUUGGGAAGAAACCGAUUGAAAAGAGUCAAGAGGUGGGGAUAAGAACCAAUGAUGUGUCAUCUCAGGCCUUUUCAAUACCACCCCAGUCACUCCCCUGCUACUGUCUCCAUUGAUACCAUCCCUAUGGACACUAGUCCCAUGGAAAUCAUCCCCACGAAACCAUCCCCAUUGAAACUAUCCCUAUGGACACCAUCCCCACAGAAAUCAACAACUUGGAUAAUGAUGAGGAGGAGGUUAAAGAGGAAGCUAAACUGGACUCUAUCACAGUGCAAAAUGCACAUGGAAACAAGGCUAAAUCGUUGCUAAAACAAAGGCUAUGUGAGGACAGUGAAGAGAGGGAGGCCCUCCCCCCAGCCAAAUGUAGCUGCCCCCUACAGGACAGCAGGAAGAAGGUGACCUUUAACCCAAACAUCCAGGAGACUGUACUGGAGCCAGGUAGCCCAAGCAAAGCCCCCAAGCCUGUGUCUCUGAAGGAGGUGGCUGACAUCGUGGUGCGCUGUCUAGACCCUUUCUAUACGCAGGGCAAGUUGGCCAUUAAGUUGAGGGAGAGAGGGAAGGGGCAUAAGCUGUGAUUAAGAUAUUUAGUUCUUCAUUUAUCACUUUUUCAAAUUGUAGUAUUCCAAAUGUGAAAUCUUCCUUGUUGUAGGAGCUAUUCAAGUAAUUUGCCAGAUACUUGUCUCAUCUACUAGCAGAGGGGAGGAGUGUCAAGUGAAAAAGCAGGCCAGGAAUCUGAUAUAGAAGUUCUUCAGCGGUGUGAAGCGCUGUGAGAGUGAAGCAGACUGGAAGCACCUGAAGGGACCACACAGCACUGAGACCGCUGAACACAGAGGGAUGGGAGGAGGCGGGACUAUGAACAGAAAGGUGGAGGAGGAUAACAACCUGGGGGUCUGAUCCCUUCAUCCACUCUCUCUCUCCAACUGAUUCCCUCCCUCACAUCUCUCCCAGGCCGAGAUACUGAGCCGUUACAGAGAUGAUAUGCUGCUAUGCUGUGUCAACUCCAGGCUCGUGCUGUCGUGGCUUGGAGAGCUGCUGUAAUGGCGGCUAUUAAACAUGUACUGUAUACAGCAUGUCUGCUGGUGCUGCUAUGGAACAAGUAGUCAUCCCUGCUCAACGCCGAACAGAGGUGGCUCUUUGUUUGAUGUUAGCACCAUGUGACUAGGACAUGGAUGCUAUGGUUAUACCAGGCCAAACUCUGCUGCUACCUGGUCUGUCAUUCUGCCUGACUAAAGAGGACAGACAGCUGGAUGUGUAACAACCACACUAGGAGCUGUAAUUUCAUGUCUUUUUGUUGUUGUUUGUUAUUAGUUGUUUUCAUGAGAUUCUCAAUGAGAACUUUUGUUUAUCCUGAGGAAUCCCCCAAAAUAUUAAUUUGUUUUUUCUCUUGCCCAUAUGGUACAAAGUUAUCUUGUCUAAAAAGAUCAGAGCUGGCCACAUCUGCCUGUGCAGGUUGGUGACUGGGUGGGUGACUUUUCAAACAUGAUGGAAUCCAAAGAGCACUUGAUGCACCAAUGGGGAAAAACUCCCAGCCAUCACAGAAAUGUAUCCAAAAAACCCAGCCUUCACACACUAUUGCUCCAUGUGAGACCUGUUUACAAUAAAAUCU